Messenger RNA from Zootoca vivipara (common lizard), 2895 nucleotides. RefSeq lists its product as uncharacterized. Gene Ontology annotation, cellular component: nucleus. Gene Ontology annotation, molecular function: RNA polymerase II transcription regulatory region sequence-specific DNA binding; DNA-binding transcription factor activity, RNA polymerase II-specific. Lineage: Eukaryota; Metazoa; Chordata; Lepidosauria; Squamata; Lacertidae. Gene Ontology annotation, biological process: embryo development; regulation of transcription by RNA polymerase II. The record is from RefSeq and is a predicted model, not a curated record.
GAUACUGGUCAUGGCGGCGGCUGUCCUUCCUCGCGGAGACGCUGGAGGACAUGUCGAAGGGAUGCUGGCAGAAGGAGAACAAUCAGAAGUGUCACCAAAAGGAUCCAAAGAGGAGGAGGAGCAAAGGAAUCUGGGGGUUCAAGAUGGAGGCAGCAGGCAAGAGGGGAGACGAAAGCACAAGCCGGAGGGUGACUCCGGUACGUCUCAGGGUGGUGGUAAUCAAAUUCACAGAGAGGAGAAAAAGCAUGAAUGUACAGUGUGUGGAAAGAGAUUGGGUAGUUGCUCAGCUCUUAUUUUACAUCAAAGAAUACACACAGGAGAGAAACCGUAUAAAUGUUUGGAGUGUGGAAAGAGCUUCCGUGAUAGUGGUAACCUUACCUCGCAUCAAAGAACUCAUACAGGGGAGAAACCGUAUACAUGUUUAGAGUGUGGAAAGAACUUCACUCAAAGAGGUACCCUAACCUCGCAUCAAAUAACUCAUACAGGGGAGAAACCGUAUACAUGUUCAGAGUGUGGAAAGAACUUCAGUAGGAGUAGUCACCUUACCUCACAUCAAAGAUCUCAUACAGGGGAGAAACCGUAUACGUGUUCAGACUGUGGAAUGAGCUUCAAUCAGAGUAGCCACCUUAAGUCACAUCAACGAAUUCAUACAGGGGAGAAACCGCAUACGUGUUUGGAGUGUGGAAAGAGCUUCACUCGCAAAAAAGGGCUUACUAGACAUCAACAAACUCAUCAAGGGAGCAAAUCUUAUGAAUGCUGGGAAUGUGGCAAGAGCUUCAGUCGCAUCAACUCCCUUUUUCAGCAUCAAAGAAUUCAUAUAGGGGAGAAACAAUAUACAUGUUUGGAGUGUGGAAAAAGUUUCAGCCACAGUUGGAGCCUUGCCUUGCAUCAAAGAUUGCACACAGGAGAGAAACCUUAUAAAUGUUUGGAGUGUGGCAAGAGCUUCAGCCAGAGUGGUACCCUUACUAACCACCGAAUAACUCAUACAGGAGAGAAACCUUAUAAAUGUUUGGAGUGUGGCAAGAGCUUCUAUCGCAGUUACGAACUCACGUCGCAUCAAAGAACUCAUACAGGAGAGAAACCGUAUACGUGUUUGGAGUGUGGAAAGAGCUUUAGGUUCAGUAGUCACCUUACUAGACACCAAAGAACUCAUACAGGGAGGAAAUAUUAGAAAUGUUUGGUGUAUGGAAAGAACGUCAGUGACUGGGGCUCCCUUCCUAAACAGUAAAGAACUCAUACAAGGGAAACAUCUUAGUAAUGUUGGAGUGUGGGAAGACCUUGGGGGUUAUUUUGAAAUAAACCUCCAGGGCCAGGUUAAAAUACAAACGGUCUGGAUGAAAGUAAGGUGGUAAUGAGGGGAUUGUUUAUACAACAAAAUUCUAUUGAAAGGAAAAAGGAAAUUUUAGAUGAAAUUAUGAAAAAGGAGAAUAAAUUGCAAAAAAGCUAAUAAAGAGUCAGUAAAGCAGGCAAUCAGAAUAUUACGAACCCAAUAUUCUAUGAUAGACAAUGAAGAAAUAUUUUGAAUAUGCCAACAAAUCAGGAAAAUUGCUAGUGUGGCAAUUGAAACAAAGUGAACAAAUAAAUUUCAUAAAUAAAAUCAAUAUAAAUGGGAGAAUUACAGAUAAGAUGAAGGAAAUAAGAGAAGCAUUUGUGAAAUAUUUCUCAGAAUUGUAUAAGAAAGGAAAUGUAAUCUCCCAAAAUUAAAAGAGGAACAAUCAGUGAUUAUAAAUACCCAAAUAACAGCGCAAGAAGUAUUAGAGGCAAUAAAUUGGACAAAAAGUGGCAAGUCUCCGGGACCAGAUGGGCUAAUGGCAAAAUAUUAUAAAAAGCUAAGUGAGCAGUUAGUAAAUCCAUUGAAAGAUGUGAUGAAUGAGAUUCUAAAAGCAGGGGAAAUCCCAGGAGCAUGGAAGGAAGCUUAUAUAACAGUGAUCCCAAAACAAGAUUUGGAUUUAAUGCAAAUAAAAAAUUACAGGCCUAUUUCAUUAUUAAAUAAUGAUUACAAAUUUUAGCUAAUAGAAUGAAAAAAAUAUUAUGUGAAUAAAUACAUCAAUAUCGGGCAGGAUUUCUUCCAGGUAGACAAAUGAAAGAGAAUAUAAUAAAUAUUAUGAACAUGAUUGAAUACCUGGAGGUAAAAAAUGAAAAAAAAACAGCAAUGAUGUUUAUGUCACGGCUAAAAAUUGGCUGCUGUUUCUUUAAUGCUAAAAGAACUAAGUCAGCAGCCUACAAUGACUCAUGCAACCUCUCACCUAAUUGUACCUGUAUAUAUAGAAUGGUCAAUGUUAGUGCUGUGUUGUGGGUUGGUUGGUUGGUUGGUUGGUUAGAGAAAGAGAGUUGCGUUUGAUGUGUGUACAGUUGGUUGUUUUGCGGAUGAAGACUUUUAAGAAUAAAAGCAUAAAAUCGUCUUCAAGGACGUUCUUCUCGUGGAGUCUUUUAUGCCGACAAGGGUCCGAGGAACAGGCUGAGGAGACAAAGGAAGUCAGGACCUUUGCUAUUUUUUCAGAACACUGACAGGUUAUAUGCCCAGUGUUUCUGAGCGUGUGCAAAGUGCAAAACGACUAACUGCAUCUCAGUGGGGAGCUGGUGAGUCCUGGUGGUGCAUUGAGCCAGUGGCUGUGCGUUGGAGCAGUUGCUGACAAGCUGUAACUGUCUGCAGCAAGCCUGGAGGACAGGGAGACGCGCAGUCGGCUACUGGAACAGCUUGACUCGCUACAGGACCGCAGCAGGCAACUCAUAGAGCAGCUACAUUGGUUGCAGAGCCAGGUGCAACCUGAGGGUAAACAAAGGCAGCAGCUAGAAGCCGGUGAGUGCCACCCAGGACCAUCCAGUCGGACUCUAAAGAGAGUGGGGGAGAUCACGAGAGGGAGUUCACGGAAGGGUUAAAGGAGGCAAGAGAGG